UACUAACUUCAGUUGUUUUGGGCCGUUAAAGCAAAAAAAAAACAAACUGAAAACGUUAAACUUCGGAAUUUUAUAUUUUUCUUCUCCAUUCUUAAACAAAAUAAAAGAAUAAUAAUGCUGUCCCUGGAACCGCAAGAUCAGCUCGUCUUUGAAGGUGCCUCCUCCAAAGACCUGGUCAUCAAAAAUCCCGCCAAGAAGCAGAGUGUGGCCUUUAAGCUGAAGACCACUUCGCCUCACAUGUUCUUUGUGCGCCCCAAUGUCGGGGUUUUGGGGCCCGACAAGACCGUCACCGUGAACAUUGUCAUGCAGCCCACUGGAUCGGAUGACCUCCAGAAGCGACACAAGUUUCUAGUCAUGGCGGCCAUAGCCUCCGGCAGCGAUAUCAACCUGCAGGAGUUUUGGAAGGAGCAGAAACCGAGCGACAUCUGGGAUGCCAAGAUCAAGUGUGAGAUUAUUCCGGGAAAGGUAUCGGAGAAGGCAUCGAAAGAGCAACCACGACGAGCUGUUGGCGGUGCUAAUGUCUCUCCAAGCAACCAAGAUGACGAGUCUGUGGUCACAGCCAAUCUACUCAAGCAAGCCAGCAUGCUGGAGGAGGAGCACUCGGCUCUCAAAGAGGAGAUUGAUACCUUGCAGGAACAGGGACGUCGACCCAAGCAACGGGGCAGGGACAUGAUCAAAUUUGCCUGUUGUGUUUUUACCAUCAUAGCCGUCAUUGUUGGGGCAUAUUAUGGCAAACAUUACUUGUGAGCUUGGCCAAUAAUUGUACACAAAUUUAUUGUCAAUUAAAGCAGACUGCAAUCCAGG
Messenger RNA from Drosophila serrata, 804 nucleotides. Its product is annotated as vesicle-associated membrane protein-associated protein A-like. The record is from RefSeq and is a predicted model, not a curated record. Gene Ontology annotation, cellular component: endoplasmic reticulum membrane; plasma membrane. Gene Ontology annotation, molecular function: FFAT motif binding. Gene Ontology annotation, biological process: endoplasmic reticulum membrane organization. Lineage: Eukaryota; Metazoa; Arthropoda; Insecta; Diptera; Drosophilidae.